AUGGCGGACACCUCGACGCGCCCUCUAUCAACAGUUUACGUCGGCGGCCUCCAUCCAACAUUCGUUACAGCCUCCACGCUAUCAGAAGCAUUUAUCCCGUUUGGUGAGAUUGCGGAUAUCUCAUUACCUAAACCAGAAGCCCCCUCUUCUACAGAUCUGCACCGCGGCUUUGGCUACGUGGAAUUUGAAGAAGCUGAAGAUGCCAAGGAAGCAAUCAGUAAUAUGGAUCAGUCAGAGCUAUUCGGCAAGGUCAUCAAGGUUGCUAUGGCGAAGCCAGAGAGGAAGGACGAGGCUGGUGGAUUGGGCAGCAAGACAGCUAUUUGGGAACAGGAAGGAUACCUUGCGGAGCAUGCUGUGAGCGCGGAAGACCGGCAAGCCAUGCAACAGACUCGACUUGGAGCUGGUAGUCGGCCAGAUGAUCCCAUGCAAGGGCUUGAAGGCUUGGACGUAGCAGGGCCACAGCCAGAAUAG
Messenger RNA from Endocarpon pusillum Z07020, 471 nucleotides. RefSeq lists its product as uncharacterized. The record is from RefSeq and is a predicted model, not a curated record. Gene Ontology annotation, molecular function: RNA binding. NCBI's taxonomy places the organism in Eukaryota, Fungi, Ascomycota, Eurotiomycetes, Verrucariales, Verrucariaceae. The transcript is spliced from 2 exons. Bases 1 to 471 code for a protein of 156 amino acids.